Molecule: messenger RNA, 2451 nt
Organism: Rotaria sp. Silwood1
Lineage: Eukaryota; Metazoa; Rotifera; Eurotatoria; Philodinida; Philodinidae
Source: the annotation of a GenBank genome assembly
AUGACAACAUCGAUCGAACGAGAUAAAAUUAAUCAUCAAUUAAUACUUGAAAUAUUUGAUCGCUUAUUAAAAUUUGGUACUGAACCUGAUCGUCGAUUAUUCUGUCAACGUUUACAAACAAUAUGGCACGAACAAGGUAUAUUUUGUCAAUCAUAUCCAACAAUUACAAAUCAGAUACUUGAUUUAUAUAAAUUACAUCACCUGGUUCAAGAAAAACAAGGAUAUUUAGAAAUAACAACGAAUCGUGGUUGGAAAGAAAUAUCAAAUAUAUUAGGUUUUGGUGAUUCAGGUUCUGCUGCAUAUAGUGUCAAACGAAAUUAUGUUCGAUUAGGCUUAUUAGCUUAUGAAUGUCAAUAUGAUCGAGCUGGUCUUGAUCCACGUUCAGUUAUUGAGUUAUCUGAAAUGCCUCAUACAGUAAAAAAGAGAAAGCGUGGAAAUAAUGCAUCAACAACAACGACACGUGCAAUUGUUAAGACUAAUAAACAACAACUUCAAAUGCUUUCUAUGCAACAUGAACAUGAUAAUAUAAAAAAAUCAUUAACAUCAACAAUAGAUAUUCAUGAUUUUACAAAAUAUUCUUCUCGGCAUGAAAAUUUUUCAUUGUCAUAUCGUCUUACACCACAACAAAUGCCAAUCAAUAAUAUUCAACAUUUUGCUUAUAUAUUACGUGCUGAUUGUUUAGCUGAUAGUAAUAAAUAUUUAGAUACACUACUUGUUUGGCUUAGUGAUCAACAUACAGCUUCAUAUUUUAAUUUAAAAACUUUACCAGGAUUAUUUAAUGCUAUUAUGGAACAAUAUAUUGCUUGCCUUUAUGAAUUAUUUGGUCCAUCAUUCUUACAACCAUCGCCUACAAAUGAUUGUUAUACAAAAUGGUUUCUUCAAUUAAAGUUACGAAUAAAUGAUAGUGCAAUAGGACCAAUUUCAAAUCAACAACAUUUAGAAUCAUUAUUUUUUGGUACACAUCGUUAUGUUCUUAAACGAUUAAUGACAAAAACUAAUAAACCAAGAUUUAUUAGUUAUUAUAAUAAUGGUAAUCAAAAUUCUUUACUUUCAUUUGAUUCAUUACAAUUCAUCAAUCAAAAUGAAAAAAAUCAAUUAUCUAAUUUACAUAGUCAUACUCGACAACAAAAUCGAUCGAAAUUCUAUACAAAUGAUAAAUCAACAAAAGAAAUCAUAUCUUCAAUCAAUGAUUUUAUUCAAGAUAACAAUCAUCAAUAUCUAUCAAGUUUUUAUUCUAUUCAACAAUCGUCACAAGAUGUACUAAUCGAUGAUGAUCAUAAUAAACAACAUACUGAUCGUUAUCAUUCUAUUAUGAUACGAUGUUCAUGUCUUACAACAAUAAUACGAAAUUUAUCAUUUAUUGAAGAAAAUGAAUAUUUAGCAAAUGAUCGUCGUUUAUUAGAUAUUUUCGAACGAAUAUUAAGUUGUCAUCAUCAAGAUUUGCACAAAAUAUUUAGUUAUGAAUCAUAUUUACAUCAACAAUAUUUUCAUACAUGUCCAAAUUGUUCUGAUAUAAUUAAUAUUGAUGAUACACAAUUGGAGUCGUCAAUUGAUUCUACUGCUCAGGUUGAUAAUGUUAAUCUACUGAAUGACUUUUUUCAAAAAUUUACUCAAGUUUCUAAAGAUAUAAAAAUUGAUGAUCCACUUUCUUGUAUAAAUGAUUGUAAUCAACAACAUUUAAUGUAUCUUCUUGAUAAUACAUUUAUCACACUUUCAAAUUUUUCAAUAUUUAUUGAAUUUCGUCAUUGUUAUUCAAUAACACGGUAUCGAUUUAUAAAUACUCUUAUUCAUUGGAUAUUAUGUUCAUUAUCAUUUGCUAAUGAACCAUUUAUUUCUAUGAUAAUGGAAGAUAAAAUUUCAAUUAACUCAACUAUAAAUAAUAAAAAAAAAGAAAAAAUUUAUAUUACACCACGUCAAAUAUCAUUACAAAUCUUAGCUAAAUUAUGUACAAAUGAAUUUAAUGUUGAUUUUAUAAUACUUGAUUUAAGUAUAAAAAAACUUAAAUUAUUAUGUCAUACUCUUCUUUCUCUUAUGAAUACAAUAAAUCAAGAUGAUAUUGAUCGUGAAUAUUGUUUAAUAAUUAUAUGUUCAUUAUGUAAACGUAAUCGACAAUUAGUUGAAUUUUUUUGUUCCCAUAUAAUUUGUAUUGAAUUAAUAUUUAAUUAUCUUGAAUUAUAUGAAUAUAAUCAACAACAAUAUUUAAUAACAACAUUAACAUCAUGUUGUAAUACAACAUUAUCAUUAACAAUACCAAUAAAUUCUCCAAUUAAUCAUUCAAUUGAUAUGAUGAUUGAUUCAUGUAUUCAACUAUUAUUAUUAUUUGCUUCGAUUAAAGAAAAUAAUUAUUUAAAAUUAUUUGAACAUAAACUUCUUAAUAUGUCAUCAUCGAUUUAUUUCGAACAAAAAAUAUUAAAAUCAUUUGCAGAUAUAUUAUAUAUGAUGAAGUUAUAA